AUGAUUUUCUCGCAAUUGAAACAAACAAUACGUCAAAGUAAUGAUGGAUAUAGUGGUCAACAACUGAUCCAAUGGUUAGAUCUCGAGGAAGACCUAAACAAAGAGGCGUAUCUUCUGUCGGGCGGAACACUCAGACGAUUGGUUUUGGCGAUGGCUUUCGUCGGACGCAACCGAACCUUAAUAUUAGACGAACCGACGGCUGCUUUGGAUCCCAGAGUCAGGCGAAAGGUCUGGGAUCUGAUCCUUGACUCAAGAAAAACUAAAUCACUUUUAAUUACUUCUCAUGACUUCGAAGAAGCGAAUAAACUUUCGGAUCAGAUCUACAUUAUAUCCGAAGGAAAGACGAACCGACGGCUGCUUUGGAUCCCAGAGUCAGGCGAAAGACGGGAUGUGAGGGAAGAGAGAGAAAGGAUAUCACAAGUGAUAAGAAGCGGAGACUUUGAAAGCUAUUCACUAAUUGUCGACAAAUUGACAAAACGUCUAAACAAGAGGACAGUUAUGCCAAAUGGGGUGUCAUUUGUGGUGAAAAGGGGUGAAUGUAUGGGUUUAUUGGGUUUGAAUGGUUCGGGAAAGACAUCACUGUUUCGGGUAUUGACUGGAGAUCUGGAGACAGAUUCUGGGAAUGUAUGGAUGGCCUCAAAGAGUGGA
This is a messenger RNA of Oppiella nova, 648 nucleotides long. Lineage: Eukaryota; Metazoa; Arthropoda; Arachnida; Sarcoptiformes; Oppiidae. The record is from the annotation of a GenBank genome assembly.